This is a messenger RNA of Annulohypoxylon truncatum, 2553 nucleotides long. RefSeq names its product kinesin. The coding region runs from base 1 to 2553 and encodes 850 amino acids. The transcript is spliced from 3 exons. Gene Ontology annotation, biological process: microtubule-based movement. Gene Ontology annotation, cellular component: kinesin complex; nucleus; microtubule. Lineage: Eukaryota; Fungi; Ascomycota; Sordariomycetes; Xylariales; Hypoxylaceae. Gene Ontology annotation, molecular function: microtubule motor activity; ATP binding; ATP hydrolysis activity. The record is from RefSeq and is a predicted model, not a curated record.
AUGGAACCGCCUCAAAAAGGGCACGCGAACCUCUUCCAGGUUUACUUGCGACUACGGCCUCCUCCAGCUGGUAAUUCUAAUGCUGAACGUUUCCUCUUGGUCGAGGAACCUGCUGAACACAAUGCGCCCACACAUAUCACAUUGAACCCUCCGAACGACCGAAGACGAGCGAUUGAGAAGUUCGCAUUCACUCAAGUCUUCGAAGAAGAUGCCACACAACUUGAUCUAUUCCAGGGUACUAAGGUGCUUCCGUUGGUUGAGGGCGUAUUAGCGCCUCAUGGAGGUGAAGGCACAGAUGGCUUGCUGGCGACUCUGGGAGUCACUGGUUCAGGCAAGACGCAUACAAUGCUUGGAUCCAAGAACCAGCGAGGCUUAACGCAGCUUGCUCUCGAUGUAGUGUUCCGAUCUAUCGACUCAAGCAUUGUUGACUGUGAAACGUCUCCUACCUUAGAGGCCAGUAUAAGAGCCUCGGAUGCAUCUGAAGCAUCCAUCCACUCUGCUCCAGCGUUCCUCGAAACUAUCUAUAGCGAUUACAAUGGCCCGUCUAGAGCUGGGUCCAGAGCUGCAACACCAAUGAUUGUAGGACCCCCACAGAAUUUCGUUCGACCUUCUAUAUUCAAUGCCACCCCUUCUCUGCCUGGUAGAUUUCCAGACAGUCCUAAGAGUAUCCGAGUUGUUAGUCACGAGGAUGACCUAUCAAGAGUAACCCUACUUUCAACACCUCCCAGCCAACGGGAGGUUAUGAUACCGCGUACACCAACGCAAGUUGCGUCUACUAAGCCAAAGUUGGCCGAGUCUUUGUCACCCAAGAAACAUUACAUGUCUCUUACUUCAGCUGUAAGAAAUAAGAAGACUGUUACUAAAACUCCAAUCAAGGGCGAGUACCCCCUACCGCCGAUACCGACCCCGAGACGUCACCUACAACGAGUAUCCGCUCUCCCUCAAGCUCCCGAUAUUAGUUCAGUUCGAGCGUCCUGCGAUCCAUCUGCCGAAUAUGCUAUCGUCAUCUCCAUGUAUGAAGUAUAUAAUGAUCGAAUCUUCGACCUACUAACUCCCCCGGUCAAGUCGAAUGCCACGAAGGAAUACCGACGACGACCACUCCUAUUCAAGCCCACGGAGCUAUCCCCCGAUCGUAAAGUUGUAGCUGGACUUCGGAAGGUCAUCUGCGGUAACUUGAAUGAAGCACUAAUGGUUCUAGAGGCUGGGCUACACGAGAGACGAGUCGCCGGCACCGGCAGUAAUAGUGUUUCGUCGAGAAGUCAUGGAUUCUUCUGUGUCGAGAUUAAGAAGAGGCGUCGUGGCCGCACUAAUGGACGUUGGGGCACUAGCACCCUUAGCAUCGUUGACUUGGCUGGUAGUGAACGAGCGAGAGACGCCAAGACUCAGGGGGCCACGCUUGCUGAGGCGGGCAAGAUCAACGAAAGCCUGAUGUAUCUCGGGCAAUGUCUACAGAUGCAGAGUGAUGCUAGCAACACCACAAAGCCUAACUUAGUCCCCUUCCGUCAAUGUAAACUCACCGAGUUGCUUUUCUCUAACUCGUUCCCUUCAGCUUCUCAAUCACAUUCUGCUGUUAGUAGGCGUGCGCCUCAGAAGGCUGUCAUGAUCGUUACUGCCGAUCCAUUGGGAGACUUCAACGCGACCUCUCAGAUCCUCAGAUAUAGUGCUCUAGCUCGCGAGGUCACCGUUCCACGUAUCCCUUCCAUCACGUCUACUAUCCUGGCAAACACCACAAUGCAGUCAGGUCAAUCAGAGUCAAGCGUAGGCUCUUGCAGCCCUACAAGCUCACCCGUUAUGUCUCACCAAAAGCCUUAUUACCAACCGUCUAAUAAUAGUCAUGGUCGGAUGUUCUCGCCUAUGACGGAUACGGAGCGGGCGACUAUGGAGAACGCGGCUUUGGAGAUUGCUAGGAUGGCGGAUAUCAUCGACCAGUUGAAUACCGAGCUAGCACGAGAAUCAGAAGAGCGCAUGACCGCGGAGGCGCAUCUGCUAUCAAUGGAAGAUCGUAUCGCAGACCUCGAACAAGAGAUUCGAGAAGAAUGCUACGCGGACUUCGAGCAGCGGCUGUCCCUGGAAAUGGGACGCUGGAAGGCCUCGCUCUCCCUAGAGCAGGAGCGCGGCGAAGAGCACUGGGACCGCAAGGUCGAGGUGCUCGCUCGAAGCGUCGGCGUAGUCACAGUCACGGCGCCGAGCUCCGAAGACGACGAGGCCGAGAACGAGGAUAAGGAGAACAUACUUAUCGAGAACCUGGAGGAAGAGAACGAGCGGUUGCGGAGAGAAGUCGCGAUCCUAAAGCGCGAGCUCUCCGGCCGCACGCCGAGCAAGCGUUCGCCGCUUCAAGAGAGGGGCGACGUGCCCAGCACCAGAUCGUCCACGGUCGGAGCUGAUGCGUUGGCGGGGCUGGGGAACCGCAUGGAGCAGCUUCGCAUGAACGGCGGCGAGGAGAAGAACAAGAAGGUCCUCAAGGUGUCGAGCAAUGGCAGUCCGCAGAAGAAGGUCCGCAAGCUGCCGGCGAGGAAGUGGGAUGGUGUCGCUGCUGAAGAUGAGUUGAGUUAA